Messenger RNA from Diceros bicornis minor, 315 nucleotides. RefSeq names its product AP-3 complex subunit sigma-1-like. NCBI's taxonomy places the organism in Eukaryota, Metazoa, Chordata, Mammalia, Perissodactyla, Rhinocerotidae. Bases 1 to 315 code for a protein of 104 amino acids. Gene Ontology annotation, biological process: protein transport; vesicle-mediated transport. Gene Ontology annotation, cellular component: intracellular membrane-bounded organelle. The transcript is spliced from 2 exons. The record is from RefSeq and is a predicted model, not a curated record.
AUGGGAAGCCAAGGCUCUCCAAGUUCUACCAGCCCUGCAGUGAAGACACAACAGCAAAUCAUCAGGGAGACUUUCCAUUUGGUAUCUAAGAGAAAUGAAAAUAUUUGUAAUUUCCUGGAAGGAGGAUUAUUAACUGGAGGAUCUGACAGCAAACUGACUUGUAGACAUUACACAACAUUAUAUUUUGUCUUCCGUGUGCAUUCUUCAGAGAAUGAACUUGACGUUUUAGAUCUAAUGCAAGUCCACAAUAUUCUUGCAGAAAUGGUGAUAGAAGGAAUGGUAUUGGAGACCAACAUGAAUGAGAUUGUUACAUAA